Mytilus trossulus (common blue mussel) is the source of this 5418-nucleotide messenger RNA. RefSeq names its product galanin receptor type 1-like. Gene Ontology annotation, biological process: G protein-coupled receptor signaling pathway. Bases 429 to 1712 code for a protein of 427 amino acids. Lineage: Eukaryota; Metazoa; Mollusca; Bivalvia; Mytilida; Mytilidae. Gene Ontology annotation, cellular component: membrane. Gene Ontology annotation, molecular function: G protein-coupled receptor activity. The transcript is spliced from 3 exons. The record is from RefSeq and is a predicted model, not a curated record.
UUGUCGAUCGAUCUCCGAAGAUAGGCAUACGAGUGCUGUUAAUUGGACUUAAAUAUGAUUGGGCGUUGCUAUGGAUAAGAUGAAGUGAAAAUGACAUCAGAAAUUGGGAAGAACACCUGUACAAUUCUGUCAUUUAAAGUUUAACUAUAAACAAGGUACCUUGCAGAAUAUAUUGAAAUACUGUAACAACGAAUGUCUAAUCGACAGAGAAAUGAUAAAAAAAAUUAAGGAGUAACAUACAGAUAUUACUACAUGAGGAAGGAAACGUGACCAUAGAAAAAGAAAGUCCACUCGUUUGUUAUCAAGAGCAACAGAAAAUCCACAUUUAGAAAGAUGUAAAAGAAGUUACAGAAAUACAGUUGAACUUCAUGUUUUAUUGAAAAUACCAAUAAACUUUAGGUUUUCUGAUAUAUUUACCAUUCCAAACCAUGGCGAACGUAACAGUAAACUAUACACUACCUUACAUGAACUUUAACAGUCCGUUGCUGUUGAUUGUGAAAUAUUCAAACACAUAUAUGAUUCCUUUUAUUGUUAUGAUGGGCGUAGUUGGAAACAUUUGCUCAUUCUUGGUUUUCGUCUUCUCAAAACUCAACAAGAUAUCGACAUCAAUUUAUCUGGCAGCUUUGUCGAUUUCUGAUACAGGUUUCCUACUGUGUGUGUGGAUUGGCUGGUUUGAUAUAAUUGGUAUCAGUUUCUUCCACCAAGAAGGAAUAUGUCAUAUAGUUGUUUUUCUAACAUAUGUUUUCGGUUUCACGUCAGUAUGGUAUGUGAACGCAUUUACCGCUGAUAUGUAUGUUGCAGUAUUCUAUUCAUCUCUGGGAUCCAAGGUAUGUCGUCCAAAUUUUGCCCGGAAAGGAGUCGUAGGUUUAACUUCUUUUGCUGUCAUUUUCUACCUGUUCUCGUUCUGGACCUCCAAGAUUAUAACUGCACCUAACGGUAAAAAGAAGUGCGUGUCUGCUCCACAGAACUACGAACAAAUGAUGAUUUUCACCGUGUUGGAUACCUUGCUCACACUCAUCAUUCCGUUCUCAAUGAUUAUUUUCAUGAUUACAAGAUUACUGAUAGAUAUCAGCAAAUUUUACCGUUCCGACAGCGAAACUAACGAGGAACAUUGCCACAGCGAAUCCUCCAACUCUUUGACCACGGGGGAACAUAAUAGUGGCACAACAUCAUCAUCAACUCAACAAGGCAUGAAAGCUCAGUCGAAACUGAAAAGAAUGAUCGUAGUGGUAAUUUUGGUGUUUCUUGUAUUGAACUUGCCAUGUCACGUGAUCAGAUUGCAAUCCAUAUUGCGAAGUGCCUUUGAUAACUCUUAUCUUACAACAAGAAAUGAAAUUUUAUGGCAGAUGUUUUUUCAGAUCAUAUAUUACAUAAAUUUCAGUGUAAAUUUCGUUCUCUACAGCGCUUGUGCAAAAAGUUUUCGAUCGGCAUUAAUGCGAUUUCCAUGGAAAGCAUGUGUAGUCAGAUGCCAUAACUGUUGUCACGGCUUCAAUAGAAUGGCUAGCUAUAAAAUCAACAGUCAUAAAAUAAGAGCAUCCGAUGAAAACGACAAUGAACACAUCGGUGGCAAUGUACAUUCGCGGCUAGUAGAUAUCCACUUGUCCGAGUUGCACGUCUCCCAGAUACCAUCAUUUGAAUCAGACUUUGUAUUGAUGUCACCGCCAUGCAUGUUAAAGGAUAUUGCAAGUACAACAGAACAAACUCGAUUAUAAGUGGGAUAUGUGUUCGAAGAUAGCAAUAAAACUUUCAAAUCGUUGUAGUGUUCUAACAAUGUUUAUACUCAUCAAAUUUAGUGUCGUAUCAUGGCAAGUGUCGUAGCAUGAAGCAUGUGAUAAGAGUUUCAUUUCAGAAGACUUGAAGAAUGAGAAACAUAAAACAUGACAAUGUAGCAAUCUGAUUUAUAUUUGAUACUGUCUUGCUUACUCAAUGACUUAUUUUAUAUAUUAAUUGUGUACGAAUGUAUGCCUGGAUCAUUGGUAAUAUCUCAACUAAGUUUGAUCACCUGUGCUUAUGCUUACCUCUAUGAUCAGAAUAAUACAACAAAAAGUAAAUGUUACGUAUUAAAAUCCAUUAACGACCUUAGCCAUGUCUCCGUGUUGAAGGCCGUACAUUGACCUAUAAUGGUUUACUUUUUUUAAUUGUUAUUUGGAUGGAGAGUUGUCUCAUUGACACUCACACCACAUCUUCCUAUAUCUAUUAGGUGCUAUAAUAAUUGCUAUUAUUUCAAAAAAAAAUUCAUUAAGCUUUUCACUUGUUUCGAAACUUAGACUAUUGACUUUUAGAUAUGUAUCCUACAGUUGGUUAUGAAGCGAUACAGACGUAUAAAAACUGUAAUACGGUAUUUUUUAUUUCAUAUUUCAUUAAGUGCCAAUGGUUACAAAACAGAAAGAAUAAUUUUUUAACUCUUGAUUUUUUUAUUACGAGACGAGUCUGAAAUCAAAUCAUGCCUGCUAAAAGAAGACUUUUUAUGGCAAAUGACUGAAUCAACAUCCGAACUCUAUGAUCCUUUAACUUAAACAUCUAAAAUUAUUAAAUAACAACUUAUAUAUUGAAAUACAUCCUAGUCAGACUUUCAAAAAGCAUUAGUUUUAGUAAAAGAAAUUGCAUAUUUCAAAUAGAUAUAGAAACAAAAAAAGAAUUAUAAUUCUGCAUGAAAUGGCUUUAUGUAAGCCAUCAAAUUUAGGAAAAUGUGAAACAACAGUAGCUGCAUAUUUGCUGACUUAUUUAUUUCUAAUUUUGUUUUUUUCAAUACAUUUAUACAGCAGCACUGAUAACUAAUUGUUUAAUUGUUGUCAUGCAUUGUUGUAAUAAACUGUAUUGAAAUGGAUUGAAGUAGAGGAGUAGUCCAUAUUAUAUCAGAUAAAACUAAUUUAGUGGUAAUUAAGUUGCAUCGAACAUUUAGAUAUGUCAUUCAAAGUAAAAAUAUAACUGCGAGUAAGAAUAUUAACAGGCAUACAUCAAAGGCAUUCAAUCUAGAAAAAGAAAUUAUGUAACUUAAAUCGCACCGAUGUUGGCACCGAUACGUGAUUUCAAAAUGAUCUGCUUAACCAAGUCAUUCUCAACAUACACUCCUUUGACAAUCAGUACUAAAACAGUUUUAGCACUUUUGUGUUCAAAUGAAUUAUCAUUGAUAUGAUCAUAAUUAUAAAUUAAUCGUUUACAAUAUUUUAAAUGUUUCAAAAUACUUAGGGUUUCUUAUUCCAGAAUAUAUUACCUGUGUUGUAUUUUGCAAAACACUUCGAAAAUUAGGAUCAUCAACUUUGUACUUUAUUUGUUCUUUUAAACUGUUUUAUUCAAGCUUGACUGAUGACUGCUCGAAAAGUCAUUCGCUUUAAUGUAUGGGUCUAUACGUCUUUUCUCAAAAAGAAUUUACUACUGAAAUAUUCUAUUUAAAACUAUUUAUCUCAACCCCAUGAAUAAUUAUGACCAUUUGCAGAGUGAUUUAAAUCUGCUAGUCGUUUUAGAUUAACCAUUAACCAUUGGAAACUUUAUUAACUCAAAAUGUCUUAAAACGCUAGCAAUGUUGUAUAUUUAAUAAUCGUUUCUUUAAAUAUAACAGCUUACGGUCAAUCAGGUAUUAAUAUAUUUUAUACACAGAUAAUUUGCUCUUUCUGCCUAUUCUUCAUUGAAAAGAAAAUUUAGGUCUCGCCUAAGAGAAUCUACUGGUACACAUUGGUUCUUUACGAAAUGGUCAUAGAGACUAUUAAACCUCUUAUCUUAUCAUUUAUAUUUAUUAUUAUUACAGAAUGAUUUUUUUAGUGUUCUUGUCCUUCUAUAGGAGUGGGUUCAGUGUAAAAUAAGAAAAGGGGGGUAUUUAGAAAUUUAUCAAAACAGAGACUAUAUAACCAGUAUCUUACUCUGAAAAUAAUCUUACUCGUUCUUGACCGUCAGUCCUGUCAAAUUUCAAUCUUAAUGAAUUGCUUUAAAUAAUAGAUUAAUAAAUAUGAUUGAAAAGAAGUUGCAGUAGAUGAUUAUCAAUAUUUAUAUCAUGUAUAUAGUUUAUUUAUGUUAUUGUUAAUAUGUAUAUAUUGCGCAUUUGUUGAAUAUUCGUGUAAAAAAGGUGAAUCAGCGUUACCUUGUAAAUAUAUCUUCCACGUGAAUGGAAAAAUGAUUUAGAAUUAUUGUAUGGAAAAUUGUAAAUAUUGUUAUUGCACCAUUGUCGAUUACAAGUAAACUAAGUAUUAUAAGUGGUAAAUUUAUUUUAAGGAUGAAAUGAAAAAGAUAUGCUAUGGAGGACUGGCUAGAUAACUCUUUUUUGUCACAGACUAUCAUUUUGUACUAUUUUUUAUGUGGUAAAAAAUAUGAAGACGGAGGUCCUACUUUUAUAAAAAAAAAAAAAAAAAUAUGUGGCUAUCUUCUCCAAUUCAUUAAUACAGUUCUCUUCCUUUUUUACAUAAUACACUUUCAAAGGUAUGGUGGUCUCGUAGUAUUUAAUUCCAGUCGGUUAUAUACCCAUACAGCCGAGUAACACUAAAAAUGGCAAGGUUACAAUCAGAAGUAUUGCAGAGACACAAUUCUAUAUUUUGACACUGUUUUAAUCUUCAUGUUUAUUUUGGUUAUUUUUGUCGUAGAACUGAUGUAUCUUUGGCGUAUAUCUUUUAUAUAUUAGUUUUUAUCAUUAUUCAUUCACAAUGUUUGGUUAAUAUACAACAAAGCGUAUCGAAAUAACGACAUCUUUUUUGUUAAUUUUAAAGAAAAAAGAUAGAUUGAGUAAAACCGCAAAUAGAUUGAAAUUCAAAUUGUACUGAAAAUUAUGUCCUCAUAUUUUAUAUUUUAAUAUCAUCUUCAAAUGUUUUAGAUUUUGACUACAUAUAUAUUGUGUAUAUUGUCCCGUAUAAUUUGUCUUUCUGGUUAAGUUUCCCGGUGACAGUUUAACAAGCUUAUUAUAUAUCUAAUGUAUCAUUUUUAUCCUAGAUAUAUAGCUUUUAACGGAACAACCCCUGUCUGCUUUGAUAGUUACUGGCAUUUAUUUCUAGUACCCACUUUUCCCACUACAACAAAAAUUAUUUACCUGUUUAGUAACAUUCAACUUUGUUGUCAGAAUAUAGCCCUCUUAGAUCAUUUUAUCAGGAUACCAAUCCAAAAUCAAACCUGGUUACGAGCCUGAAUGCUAAGUAUUCAUUCAUUUGUGUCAUCAAAAAAUCUGUCUAUUUGUGUUAUCAGAAGGUUUCUAUCAACGAAAGGUCUCUGUUGUCAAUAUUUCAAUGGUGUCAAUUUUGAAAGAUUAUUAUGUUAUCAUCCUACAUCCUCGGUUUUAGAAUAUAUGAUGACCAAUGUCUAGUCCUUUGUUCAUUCAUCCGUUCGCAAAACUUUGUACCAUUGAUUUAUAAUAAAUCUUAUAGAAUCUAUGACGUUACACAAUUUUUUGGCAAUUUUGAUUCAGUUCAUUUUGAAUUUCUCACAGCAAUAUAUUGGACA